This is a messenger RNA of Nerophis ophidion (straightnose pipefish), 1639 nucleotides long. RefSeq names its product lectin, mannose-binding 2 (gene lman2). The transcript has 8 exons. The record is from RefSeq and is a predicted model, not a curated record. Gene Ontology annotation, biological process: endoplasmic reticulum to Golgi vesicle-mediated transport; Golgi organization; endoplasmic reticulum organization. Gene Ontology annotation, molecular function: D-mannose binding. The coding region runs from base 104 to 1009 and encodes 301 amino acids. Gene Ontology annotation, cellular component: Golgi membrane; endoplasmic reticulum membrane; endoplasmic reticulum-Golgi intermediate compartment. NCBI's taxonomy places the organism in Eukaryota, Metazoa, Chordata, Actinopteri, Syngnathiformes, Syngnathidae.
GUUUCUUACCGGACAGCUACUAGUAGACGGACGCGCUGGGUUGACGGCGACGCCGAGUGUUUUUUUUUAUUUUGAUGACUUCCUCACGGACAUUGGACAGAAAAUGGAGAGUUUUAAAGUGUCUUCCGUCUCCUUGUGUUCCCUCCUCGUCUUGCUUUGCCGACUGGCGUGCGGCGACAUCACGGACGGGAACGCGGAGCACCUGAAAAGAGAGAACUCGCUAAUGAAACCUUACCAAGGUGUGGGCAGCAGCGCGUCCAGCCAGUGGGACUUCUCUGGAAGCACCCUGGUGACCUCCUCCUACGUGAGACUCACCCCGGAUGAGAGGAGCAAGCAGGGAUCCAUCUGGAACACUGUGCCGUGUUACCUCAAAGACUGGGAGAUGCACGUCCACUUCAAAAUCCACGGGGGUGGCAAGAAGAAUCUCCAUGGCGACGGCAUCGCUCUCUGGUACACGAAAGACAAAGUGCAUCCCGGCCCCGUGUUCGGGAACCAGGACCAGUUUCUGGGCCUGGCUAUAUUUUUGGACACCUUCCGCAACGACCUGCACGGCAUGGACCGCUCCUUCCCGUACAUCUCGGCCAUGGUGAACAACGGCUCGCUGAGCUACGACCACGGCAGCGACGGCCGCGCCUCGGAGCUGGGGGGCUGCUCGGCCGACCUGCGCAACCGACACUUCGACACCUACCUCGCCGUCCGCUACUCCAGAGGACGCCUGACCGUGAUGGUGGACGUGGACGACAAGAACGAGUGGAAGGAGUGCAUUGACAUCGGAGGCGUGCGUCUCCCCACCGGGUAUUUCUUUGGCGCCUCGGCGGCCACCGGUGACCUCUCCGACAACCAUGACAUCAUCUCCAUGAAGCUCUACCAGCUGAUGGUAGAACACAGUCCUGAGGAGGAGAACCUGGACUGGACCAAGAUCCAGCCCAGCGUCAGCUUCCUCAAGUCGCCCAAAGACAACAUCGACGACCCGACGGGGAAUUUCCGCAGCACGCCGCUGACGGGCUGAAAGGCCUUCCUGCUGCUGCUGUGCGCCCUGCUGGGCAUCGUGGUUUGCGGCGUGGUCGGCGCCGUGGUCUUCCAGAAGAGGCAGGAGCGCAACAAGAGGUUCUACUGAGAGACGUCCACCAGGGGGCGCUGCUGCUGACCGAGUGGACACUUCAAGCACAUUUUUCCUCCAAAAGAUUGUACAGAUGUAUCCUGGAAGCACUGCUGCGUUUUUUUUUUUUCUUCUUCUUUGCUCGUUUUGUUUAGCCUCCUUUAAUUGGCGGAUUAAACAACGUCGUGGUUGCCACGGCAACAGCCCCUCCACUGCUGCCAUCCGCACUUCUUUUCUUUCUUCGCUGAAGUUUGUUAGUGACGACCUCGCUCUCAAACUUUUGAGCCAAUCCUUCUAAAGUCUGGUUUACUUCUUGGAAACUUUCUAACCACAAGAUGCCCCAAAAAGGUGUUCGCCUGCACAAUCUGCAGGAUUGCUUGUUGCACCUUUUCAUAUCUACCAAAAAUGUGACUUGUUACUUCUUUUUUUUUUUUAAUUACUUAGUUUUCCAUAAUGUGACCCUCUUUUGUUUGUCGGCACACCAAGGUGAAUAAAGACAAGUUACUGUGUGUGUGAGGUGGAAUAAAAUGUUCUUUUACA